Eptesicus fuscus (big brown bat) is the source of this 1145-nucleotide messenger RNA. RefSeq names its product ribonuclease P/MRP subunit p40 (gene RPP40). The transcript is spliced from 8 exons. Gene Ontology annotation, molecular function: ribonuclease P activity; ribonuclease MRP activity. Bases 46 to 1137 code for a protein of 363 amino acids. Gene Ontology annotation, cellular component: ribonuclease MRP complex; multimeric ribonuclease P complex. The record is from RefSeq and is a predicted model, not a curated record. Gene Ontology annotation, biological process: endonucleolytic cleavage in ITS1 to separate SSU-rRNA from 5.8S rRNA and LSU-rRNA from tricistronic rRNA transcript (SSU-rRNA, 5.8S rRNA, LSU-rRNA); tRNA 5'-leader removal; tRNA 3'-end processing. NCBI's taxonomy places the organism in Eukaryota, Metazoa, Chordata, Mammalia, Chiroptera, Vespertilionidae.
GGGGCGGGCACGCCAAGCUUCUGGAAGGCGUGCGUGAGGGAGAGCAUGGCUACCCUGCGCAGACUGCGGCAGGUACCCCGGCACUUGUUGGUCUGUGAGAAAUCCAACUUCGGUGACGACAAGUCGCGCCACAAGCAUCUUGUGGAGACGCACUAUCACAAUUACAGGGUUUCGUUUCUGAUUCCUGAAUGUGGGAUACUAUCGAAAGAACUGAAAAGCCUGGUCAUGGAAACUGGAGCCUAUUACUUUGUGAAGAAUUUACCUCUUCAUGAGUUAAUUACACAAGAAUUCAUCAAUACCUUUGUAAAGAAAGGUUCAUGCUAUGCACUAUCACACAAUACAAACAUUGAUGAAGACAAUACUGUUGCCCUGCUGCCAAAUGGGAAAUUAAUUUUAUCACUGGAUAAAGACACUUAUGAAGAAACUGGACUUCAAGGUCGUCCAUCUCAUUAUUCUGGUAGAAAAAUAAUGAAAUUUAUCAUUUCCAUUGAUUUGAUGGACUUAUCCUUUAACCUGGAUUCUAAGAAGUAUGAAAGAAUAUCUUGGUCCUUCAAAGAAAAGAAGCCACUGAGAUUUGAUUUUCUUUUGGCUUGGCAUCAUACAGGUGUGGAAGAAUCAGCGAUGAUGUCAUACUUUUCCAAUUAUGGAAUUCAGGAGCAUCAGCCAAAAGUAGCAGUGAGCACGAUGACAGAUCUGCAGUGCCCAGUGCUGCAGAGCAGCGAGCUCCGGGGAAAGCCAGGGGCGGCCUGCAGCCCAGGCGAGCUCCUCGAUUGGCUGGGCGCCGUCUUCAGUAAUGCCCAACUAAAUAAUGAGCCUAAUAAUUUCAUAUCAACCUAUUGCUGUCCUCAGCCAAGCACAGUGAUGGCAAAAGCUUGUUUGUGUACCAUCACCGGUUUCAUACUUCCAGAGAAGAUAUGUCUCCUGUUGGAACAGCUGUGUUGCUACUUUGAUGAACCCAAGUUAGCUCCGUGGGUUACGUUGUCGGUUCAAGGCUUCGCAGACAGCCCUGUUUCAUGGAGAGAAAAUGAACAUGGUUUUCAAAAAGGAGGAGAACAUUUAUACAACUUUGUGAUUUUUAAUAAUCAGGACUAUUGGCUUCAGAUGGCUGUUGGGGCAAAUGAUGACUGUCCACCAUAAAAAUACAA